Aspergillus heteromorphus CBS 117.55 is the source of this 2370-nucleotide messenger RNA. RefSeq names its product neutral/alkaline ceramidase. The coding region runs from base 1 to 2286 and encodes 761 amino acids. The transcript is spliced from 2 exons. The record is from RefSeq and is a predicted model, not a curated record. Lineage: Eukaryota; Fungi; Ascomycota; Eurotiomycetes; Eurotiales; Aspergillaceae. Gene Ontology annotation, biological process: sphingosine biosynthetic process; long-chain fatty acid biosynthetic process; ceramide catabolic process. Gene Ontology annotation, cellular component: extracellular region. Gene Ontology annotation, molecular function: N-acylsphingosine amidohydrolase activity.
AUGGCUACUAUUAGGCUCGGGGCGGUGCUUAUCGGCAGCUUAGCGACGGUACUGGUGUUGCUGCAACUGUUCUCGUUGAUCAGGACCCAGGACCAGCCGUUCAUCGUCGGAGUACGGCCCCAGUGGGAGCACAGCACGGCCGCGUCCGCGGCGGAUGAUGGCAUUUUUAUGCUAGGGGCGGGGAAGGCGGAUAUAACGGGACCCGUUGUGGAGGUAGGGCUUAAUGGCUAUGCUAGCUUAGAUCAAGUUGGAACUGGUCUUCGGCAGAGAAUUUAUUCUCGUGCUUUUAUCGUUGCCAAUGCUAAGAGCCCAAACGACACCUUUAUAUACAUCGUUUUGGAUGCACUGUCGGGGGACACCGCUGUGCGACAUGGCGUCCUCCAGGGUCUUGCCGGCCUUGGCAGUGACUAUGCACAGUAUACCGAACGCAACUUGGCCCUGACAGGGACGCACUCCCAUUCAGGGCCAGGCGCGUGGAUGAACUAUCUCCUUCCCCAGAUUCCUACCAAGGGAUUCGAUAAAGAAAGCUACCAGGCGCUUGUCGAUGGUGUUAUUCUAUCCAUCAAACGAGCCCACGAGAGUCUGGCGCCGGGACGUCUGAGUUUUGGCUCCAUAGAUCUAGAAGAUGCCAAUGUCAACAGAAGUCCUUACGCUUACGACGCCAACCCCGCCGAAGAGAAGACGCGGUACUCGGCCAACGUGGAUAAGGCGUUGACGCUUCUGAGGUUCGACCGGCAAUCUGACAACAAGACCACUGCCGUGCUGACCUUCUUCCCGGUCCACGGCACAUCAUUGUAUAACAACAAUACCUUGAUUACCGGAGACAACAAGGGGGUCGCUGCGUGGCUUUUUGAGAGGAGUGUCAGAAAUGACAAAAGGUUUGCGGAUGGGUUUGUCGCAGGCUUCUCGCAGUCCAGUGUUGGCGAUACCAGCCCGAAUGUUCUGGGAGCUUGGUGUGAAGAUGGCUCUGGGCAGCAAUGCCGAUACUCAGACAGCACGUGUGGCGGCAAAACACAAGACUGUCGCGGCCGUGGGCCCUAUUUUCGCGAGAACGACAACGGGGCAAAAAGCGGGUUCGAGAUUGGACGGCGGCAGUAUGCAGCUGCCAAAGACCUGUAUGGUCGGCUGGAUUCCAACCCCAUCCAUAUUCUUUCCGGCUCCGACGUCCGUUCUUUUCACGUUUACCAAGAUCUCUCCAACUACACGUUUCCCUCGCCGUUCAACGGUAGCAUCUUGAAGACAUGUUCUGCAGCACUGGGGUUCUCAUUCGCCGCUGGCACCACCGACGGACCAGGCAUGUUUGACUUCACUCAAAAUGGCACUGGAUCAGCCGAGUCCAACCCUUUAUGGUACGUUGCUCGCGCAUUCGUCCACCCGCCAUCAAAAGCGCAGCAGGCAUGUCAAGCGCCGAAGGAGAUCCUCCUUGACGUCGGACCAAUCAGAAUGCCGUACGCCUGGGCACCAAAUAUUGUGGACAUUCAGGUCCUGCGAGUGGGUCAGCUAUUCCUCGUUAUCUCUACCAGCGAGGCCACAACGAUGUCCGGGCGGCGCUGGAAAGAAGCCAUCGCGGCAUCAGCAAAGAGCGCUCUUUCGGUUGCAGAGCCCCUCGUAGUCUUGGGCGCCCCGUCUAAUAGCUAUGCCCAUUACGUGGCUACGGAGGAGGAAUAUGGGGUGCAGCGGUACGAAGGUGCUUCGACUCUGUACGGACCUAACACCCUUGCGGCGUACAUCAACCUGACCCUCACGUAUUUGCCGUAUCUCGGAGACUCGCCUCCAGCAGCCAGUUUGCCGUCGUUGUCUUCCGGCCCGUCACCCCCCAUUAACACUGACAAUUCCCUGAGCUUUAUCCCACUGGUUGUGUAUGAUGGGUCACCUAUUGGAAAGGCAUUUGGCGAUGUUGUAACAUCCGCUGGGGGUGCCACUUUUGGACCUGGUGAUGUCGUCAAUGUCACUUUUGUGGGCGCUAAUCCCCGUAACAAUCUGCGACUCGAAUCAACCUUUGCGGCCGUCGAGAAGUACAAUUCAGCCACAGACGCAUGGGACGUUGUGCGCACUGACAGUGAUUGGAAUCUUCUUUACAACUGGAAAAGGACCAGCACGGCUUUGGGCUAUAGUGAGGUCACCUUCCAGUGGCAGAUAGAGGAUGAGUAUUACAACACGGGAAACCCCGACAGGGUUCAGUCUGGGAAAUAUCGAUUCCACUACUAUGGCGAUUGGAAAAGUUUAUCGGGAAAGAUAACGGCCUUUGAGGGAACCAGUGAGCCCUUUACAGUCGCGGUCAGCUGAACAUUCCUCGUUGAUGAUUGUCUAUCAUGAUCCGAUGGCAAGGCGGACAAGGCUUAGGGCUUAAGACACAUAUUGGUGCACCGC